AUCGAAACGUAAAUCUCAAUUCCUAACAUCGGCGGAAGCAAUCUGCCAUGUCGAUGAUGCCGUGCUGUAAAUGAACCAGCACAGUUAAAAACUCACUCCCUCUCUCUUCCCCGUCUUCCUCUCUCUCUAGGUUUACACUUCAACUGUUCUAAUAACUACUUGCUUUGUUUUGUUGUUUGGGUCUGUACUAAUCGAUCCGCACUUCGCAAAUCAGCAUAUGGUUUCGCUUGAUCGGUGAUGGCGAAUUUCUUAGCGCAGUUUCAGUCUAUAAAGAACUCAUGUGAUCAUCUCGUUAUAGCAGUUGAAGAUGUGAGUGAUUUGUGGCCUGUUGUCAAGAAGGGGUUUGAAGAGCAGUUGCCAUUCAAAGUCGCUUGUUUGAAUAACAAGACCCGUAAUCCCGUGUUUGUGGAGAAACUCACUGCCGAGUUCAUAUUAACGACAGAUUCGAGACUUCGUAGUCGGUUUCCUCAGGAGCAAUCAUUAUUUUGGUUUCGAGAACCAUAUGCAACCGUGGUUCUUGUUACUUGUGAGGAUCUUGAUGAGUUCAAGACCAUCCUUAAACCACGGCUGAAAUUGAUUGUUCAAAAUGAUGAACGGGAAUGGUUUAUUGUAUUUGUGUCUAAAGCUCAACCCCACAAUGAUCAGGCCACCAAGCUGGCCAAAAAAGUAUAUGCAAAACUUGAAGUUGAUUUUAGUUCAAAGAAGAGGGAAAGGUGCUGCAAAUUUGAUAUACAUGGACUUGAAGCAAAUUUCUGGGAUGACUUGGAAUCCAAAAUAGUGGAAUGCAUCAGGAACACACUUGACAGGCGUAUUCAGUUUUAUGAGGAUGAGAUUCGCAAGCUCAGCGAACAGCGCUUCAUGCCCAUUUGGAACUUUUGCAACUUUUUCAUUUUAAAGGAAAGCUUGGCUUUCAUGUUUGAGAUGGCUCAUCUUCAUGAAGAUUCAUUACGUGAAUAUGACGAAUUGGAACUCUGCUAUUCGGAAACAGUUAAUAAUAUGAAUGGGAAACAGAGGGACUUUGGAGGAAUGGAUCGUGGUGAUGAUCAGGCAGCACUUGUCUCUGGAAACAAACCAUUAACACAGAUUGUUCAAGAUGAUUCAUUUAGGGAAUUUGAAUUCAGACAGUAUCUGUUUGCCUGUCAAGCAAAGCUUUUGUUCAAGCUGAAUCGUCCAUUUGAGGUUGCAUCAAGGGGUUACGCGUUUAUAAUUGGCUUUUCAAAGUCAUUGGCUCUUCACGAGAAUGUAUUACCCUUCAGUAUGCGUGAAGUUUGGGUAAUAACUGCCUGCUUGUCUUUAAUCGAUGCAACUGCUUCUCAUUAUAGUGAUGGAUUAGUGGCACCUGAUAUAGAAAAAGAGUUUUACCGCCUUCAGGGGGAUCUUUAUUCACUAUGCCGGAUUAAGUUCAUGAGGCUUGCAUAUUUAAUUGGUUAUGGAUCAGAUAUAGAAAGAAGUCCUGUUAAUAGUGCUUCACUGAGCAUGCUGCCGUGGCCUAAACCAGCAGUUUGGCCAUCAGUUCCACCUGAUGCUUCGUCUGAGGUGCUUGUGAAAGAGAAGUUGAUUCUUCAAGAAAAUCCGAGGGUCAAGCAUUUUGGUAUUCAGAGGAAACCAUUACCUCUAGAACCAUCUGUACUUUUGCGUGAGGCUAACCGCCGAAGGGCUUCUCUCUCUGCUGGGAAUUUGUUUGAAAUGUUUGAUGGUCGCUCAGUUGUUAUUGAUGGCUCAGGUCCAGAUGGAUCCUUAAAGAUGUCCCCAUCACCUAAAAUAAAUACGAUUUCCAUGUCAAGGACUAAUUCUUCACCAGGAAACUUUGAGAGCUCAAUAGAUCGACCAAUGAGACUUUCAGAGAUCUACGUUGCUGCUGAACAUGCUCUGCGGAACACAAUUUCUAAUCCUGAUCUAUGGAAAUCAUUGUCUUCUGUAAAGGAGUUUGAGGAAAAAUAUUUGGAUCUAUCAAAGGGCGCUGCUGACAAUUUUUAUCGUUCAUGGUGGAAAAGACAUGGUGUUGUCCUUGAUGGUGAAAUUGCAGCUGUCUGCUAUAAGCAUGGGAAUUAUGAUCUUGCUGCAAAAUCCUAUGAGAAGGUAUGCGCUCUUUAUGCUGGUGAAGGAUGGCAGGAUUUGUUGGCAGAAGUUCUUCCCAAUUUAGCAGAGUGUCAGAAGAUGCUUAAUGAUCAAGCUGGCUACCUGUCAUCUUGUGUGAGGUUGCUCUCCCUAGAUAAAGGCUUGUUCUUGACCAAGGAACGGCAAGCUUUUCAGUCAGAAGUUGUUCAACUUGCACAUAGUGAAAUGAAACACCCUGUGCCCCUAGAUGUGUCCUCAUUGAUCACAUUUUCUGGCAAUCCUGGGCCACCUUUGGAGCUAUGUGAUGGGGAUCCUGGUACCCUAUCUGUAACUGUGUGGAGUGGCUUUCCUGAUGAUAUAACUCUUGAAUCGCUUAGUCUCACUCUGAAUGCUACUUAUAAUGCCGAUGAAGGUGUUAAGACAAUAAGGAGCUCUGAAGCUACUAUACUAAAGCCUGGCAGGAACACAAUCACCCUUUCCCUACCCCCACAGAAACCGGGUUCCUAUGUCUUGGGGGUUCUUACUGGGCAGAUUGGUCACUUGAGAUUUAGGUCUCAUAGUUUUUCCAAAGGGGGACCUGCAGAUAGUGAUGAUUUUAUGAGUUAUGAGAAGCCAACUAGACCCAUCUUAAAGGUGUUCAAACCAAGGUCACUGGUUGAUCUUGCUGCAGCUGUUUCAUCUGCUUUACUAAUGAAUGAACCUCAGUGGGUUGGAAUAAUUAUAAAGCCAAUUAACUACUCCCUUAGGGAUGCUGUCUUGCAUAUUGACACUGGUCCAGGUUUGAGGAUCGAGGAGUCAUAUAUCAUUGAAAUGGAGAGGUAUGCCAAGGAAUCACAUAUUUCAGGUGACUUGGGUUACUCAGAUGAUGCUAAAAAUGAUGGCUCUUCUACUGUUACUGAAGAAUUACAGCAGCUAACUCUUCAGGAUGGUAGAAUAGAAUUGCCAUACUGGGCUAGCAAUAUAACUUCUGUUUUGUGGAUUCCAGUGCGUGCUAUUAGUGACAAGUUAGCUAGAGGAACAUCCACAGUGUUUCCCCAAAGACAGAGUGUUGUAGAUGGAUUGAGAACAAUAGCUCUGAAACUUGAAUUUGGAGUAUCACACAACCAGACAUUUGAAAGGACCAUAGCUGUGCAUUUCACUGAUCCUUUCCAUGUGAGCACACGUGUUGCAGACAAAUGCAAUGAUGGUACUUUGCUUUUGCAGGUGAUACUACACUCACAAGUGAAGGCUUCAUUGACCAUAUAUGAUACUUGGCUGGAUCUUCAAGAUGGAUUUUCUCACACUAAACAUGGUGAUGGGAGACCAACAUCCGCCUACUUUCCGCUUCUUGUUUCCCCAACAUCGAAAACUGGAAUUCUGUUCAGUUUAUGCUUGGGGACUACAAUCGCUGAAGAUGAAGCAAAGGAGUUGCAUCCAGAUAGUAUAUUAAACAUCAGAUAUGGAAUUGCUGGUGAUAGAAACCUAGGAGCCCAUACCCCGGUUGCUGUGGAUCCCAUCAGACCCGAGGAUGUUACAAAUUCUUUGAUCUUUAGGAGUGCUCUUGUUUUGCAGCGGCCUGUGCUGGACCCUUGCAUGGCGGUUGGUUUUCUUCCUCUUCCCUCAAGUGGUCUCAGAGUUGGCCAGCUUGUUACCAUGAAGUGGAGAGUUGAAAGGUUAAAGGAUUUUCAGGAAAAUGAAGUUCCUGAAAACAAUGAUGAGGUGUUAUAUGAAGUCAAUGCAAACUCUGAGAAUUGGAUGAUUGCUGGAAGGAAAAGAGGUCAUGCUUCAAUUUCCACAAAGCAAGGUUCAAGGAUAGUCAUUUCAAUAUUAUGUGUGCCGCUGGUGGCGGGAUAUGUUCGUCCUCCUCAACUGGGCCUGGCCAAUGUGGAUGAUGCAAAUAUAAGUUGCAACCCUCCCGGACCUCAUUUGGUCUGUGUCAUGCCUCCAGCUCUCAGCUCCUCUUUCUGCAUACCAGCGUGAUAUACUUGAGGCCAUCUUUGAUUUAACACACUUUACAGGUGGACUUGGUUUCCCAUUCCAUAAGAAGUUAUAGGUAUAGAGGUAUAUUUCAGGUAGCCAAUUUUGAUCAUCUAAGAAAUUUGUAAAUCUGUACUUUUUCCAUAAUUGAAAAUUAAGAAACUGGGUUUUGAAUUUAAUUCGGGUUGGUGGUUCUUAGAGUGCUAAACUAUGCGGCUGUUGUGUAAUCUCUUGGCUCUUGCAGAAUGGACUUCUGGACUAGUACAAUUGUGUAGACUGAAAAAAUACUAACAAUUUUCUUUCAAAAAAAUUUAUUUGUAAAUGCUGCUGAAGUGCUACGUUGUUGUUCCUUGUAAUAUUGUGAUGUUAGACAAAGGCAUCCUUGUGCUUGUAAAUUUUGUGGCUUGAAUUCUCCUUUAUUCAAUGAUUUCUAUGUUUUCUUCGUUU
This is a messenger RNA of Cornus florida, 4461 nucleotides long. Its product is annotated as trafficking protein particle complex II-specific subunit 130 homolog. Lineage: Eukaryota; Viridiplantae; Streptophyta; Magnoliopsida; Cornales; Cornaceae. The coding region runs from base 238 to 4017 and encodes 1259 amino acids. The record is from RefSeq and is a predicted model, not a curated record. The transcript is spliced from 21 exons. Gene Ontology annotation, biological process: intra-Golgi vesicle-mediated transport; early endosome to Golgi transport. Gene Ontology annotation, cellular component: TRAPPII protein complex.